Molecule: messenger RNA, 798 nt
Organism: Dovyalis caffra
Lineage: Eukaryota; Viridiplantae; Streptophyta; Magnoliopsida; Malpighiales; Salicaceae
Source: the annotation of a GenBank genome assembly
AUGAAGCGGUUCAAUUCCUCAGAAUCCUUGGCUGCUUUCAUCUCCAUUUCUUCUUCGGAAGAAGAGAGGACUCAAAAGGGUAACCAUGGAUACAGUAGAGAUUUUCAAGCAAUGCUAGAUAGUCUUGAAGAAGAAGACUACAAUGAGGAACCCAACCAUGUAAGUGAGAAGAAACGCAGGUUAACCUUGCAUCAAGUUAAGGCAUUGGAAAAGAAUUUUGAGGUCGAAAACAAGCUCGAGCCAGAGAGAAAGCUGAAAUUAGCUGAAGAAUUAGGCCUGCAACCACGACAAGUGGCUAUUUGGUUCCAAAACCGUCGUGCCCGUUGGAAGACUAAGCAAUUGGAGAGAGAUUAUGGCACCCUCAAGGCCAAUUAUGAAGCUCUAAAACUUGAUUACAGUAAUCUUGAACAGAAGAAUGAAGCCUUAGCACAAAAGGUAAAAGAAUUGAAAGCAAAGCUCGGUGAAGGUAAGGUUGAUAGCAGCCACUCUGUUAAAGAAGAGUACCAUGUUUCAGAGUCGGACAACAAUGCCUCGGUGCACAGUAAGAACCAUGAUUUCAGUGAAAAUAAUAAUUCAAGUGCAAUCACCAAAGACCACAGCAAUGUUUCCUCUUCACAUGGAUUGAUGAACUGGUUUCAGUUAUCUGAUUCAAGAGCUAUUUUGGGAAAUAGGUAUCAAGUAUAUCAACCCCAUCUCAUGAAAUUAGAAGAACAGAGUUUGUUUAGCACUGAGGAUUCAUGCAAUUUCUUUUCAGUUGAUCAAGCUCCCACACUUCAUUGUUAUUUUCCUGAGCAGUAA